Letharia columbiana is the source of this 6099-nucleotide messenger RNA. RefSeq lists its product as uncharacterized. NCBI's taxonomy places the organism in Eukaryota, Fungi, Ascomycota, Lecanoromycetes, Lecanorales, Parmeliaceae. Gene Ontology annotation, cellular component: anaphase-promoting complex. The transcript has a single exon. Gene Ontology annotation, molecular function: molecular adaptor activity. Gene Ontology annotation, biological process: protein K11-linked ubiquitination; metaphase/anaphase transition of mitotic cell cycle; anaphase-promoting complex-dependent catabolic process. Bases 1 to 6099 code for a protein of 2032 amino acids. The record is from RefSeq and is a predicted model, not a curated record.
AUGGCUUCGGUGACCUCCCUGGGCGUCCACACGCCUUCAGCACUUCCAUUUCUCAUUGCAGAGAACAUUCUUCCAGCGGACCCACCGGAUGAUGCAUUUACAUGGCGAUCCUUUCAAGGUCCGAGCCUCGAAGACAAUGUGGAGGAGGAGGAACUCGUGACUACGAAAUCCUGCGUUGUCUGGUCUAGAGCAGGUGUAAUACAACGGGUUUUCCGCUUCGACGUCGAGGGCGAGCCAGUUACACAAGCCGUGUUUGCACUGUUCCCAAACCAAACAUUGAAGCACCUACAAGUUUCCGGUGAUUCCAAUAUAUCACCUCACCAUGACCGGAGACAGCGUACAGUGAAUGACGAGCCCAAUGUCAGGACACAGAGAGCAUCAAACUCGAGAUCAGGACCAAAAAGGGGACAGAAGGAUGGUCCCGAAAAAGAUGGAAGGGUGCAGAACCAACUACCUGCGCGUAGCCAACGGGAUGACCAGUUUCUAGAAGGUCGAGCCCUCGUCAUUGUGCUGAAAACUCAAGCCCAUGUUUUCUUCUUCUCCGAGACAAGCCAUAUCGUGCAUCUACCGUUCGAGGUCGAUGCUGUCUUCCCUUGCAUUUAUGGCAUACUGCUACAGAGAAAAAUUCCCGAGAAGGAAACAGUACCGCCAACUCCUCAAAUACCGUCUGUGCCAAAUAACUCUUUUGCGUUUUCUCAAGCGACCUUCUCAAGCCCAAUUUCAAGACCACAAGGAUAUCAAACCCUCGCCGAAGUUUCCUCAGCACAACAUCAUGACUCUCCAAUCAUAUCACUCCUACACGGACUUCUGCAGCGAUCAGCUCAGGCUCCAGAUAUAUCGCUUCCAAAACUGUUCUGUCUCACUGAUCCUCUUACCGAAAUUGGUACCGUGGCCACAAACGUAGGACCCAACGUCAAGAGCACAGGGAAGAUAAAUUCGCAAAGCACAUCCGCGUUUGGGGCCCUCGGAUCAGAAGAAAAUCUCCUUUACGUUUCGUCUCGAGAUGAAUUGUCUCAGCGUGCUCCGGAUCCCUCGAUCAGAGGACCACUUGCUCUUGCAGUGACUGAAAAUCACGAGACUGGCAUUCUUAGUAUCUGGACCGUCAGAUACGUCGAUCGUGGAGCUGCAAGCUCCUUGCGUGGUCAACCAAACCCGACUCCGACUCCGACUCCGACUGCGACUGGCGCCAGGUCUCGUCGCCGAAGUUCGUAUGGGCCUGGAAUAGGCACGGGCACUUCAACCCCUAUCGCUAGAGGAGCUAUUGGUGGACGCGAGAGUUUCGGUGGUGGAAGAAACUACCGUCAUUCUAGCAUGGAUACAACAUUGGAAGAAUACUCGAUAAGUGAUCAAAAUGACCUAUUGGAUUCAGCUUUCGGCGAUCCUGCUAUGCCGGCCAAGUCCUCCAGGCGAGUUAGUGGAUUGCUUGCAAGGGCAGAUCUUUCCACGACUCACGACAGAUCAACAUUCACCGACCUCGCGGGCGCUCAUGCUGGGAGGAAAAGUGGACGUAAAGGAGCUUCAUUUGGACCCAACGGCGCGCGGCUGAGCGUUGGUCCGGAUGCUGUAGCCAUGGAUACGAGACCACAGACUCUUCAUGGAAUAAGAAAUAGCUUUGACGCGGUCAGUCUGCACGAACCCCCAUUUGAUGACAUGGCACACGAGCUUGAUGACUUUCAUGACAUGAGUCUGGACAAUCCAGCCUUGCAGGAAGCCGUACGGGGCUUGCGUAAGGAAGUCGUCUUCCACAAAAUCUACAGUAUGCCUAGCGAAGGCCGUAGGCUUGAAAAAACCGGCCCCCAACCAAGCGGUCCUGCACGUGAAAUCAUAACAAUGAGGUCACCCGAUGCUAGCCUUGGGGAUGCGACUGACGACGCCGCGAUUGUUGUUUGUCUCGUUGACCGAGCGUCUCACGAAUUACUGGUCCUACAAAUCACCGUGCAUCCACGUUACACUAGCAACAGACAUCAAAACGUACAUGGCGGGGCUAGAAUUGUCCAUCAAGGGUAUAGAGUCCACGUGAGUGGCAUGACAAGACGAUCUGGGGUUAUCGACGCUUGCAAGAUUGAUGAUGGUUCCUGCGCCCGGAUUUUGGUACUCGAGAGUAGCAGCGAUGGCAUGGGAGUACUGUCCUUGCAAGCUCCAUGGAGUUGCCUCCGAAAGAUUGAACUCCCUCCCAGUCUCUGCCUCCACAAUCCCUACCAGAUAAGUAGCGAUGUCAUCUUGAGACAAAGACGUGAGGGGGGCUUCAAGAGAAGAUUUAGCCGGGGACCACAAGCCUUGGUCGCCCUUCAACAUCCAAGUUGUCAAGGACGUGUGGAUGUGAUGGACUCCGGUGGCACAAGACAUCGCCUGAAGGUACAACUCAGACCACGCAACGCAGUGGUACAGAAGAUGAUAAAAGUUGCUGAGUCGGUUCUACCAUCCUCGGAUGCAGACGGAGAGGCCAUUCUGCGAGGCUGGUGGGACACGUUAUCAUUUGUACAGUCUCGUUCGGAAAAAGAAAUCGAUACCGAAUGGACGGCUAUGAUUGUCCUUCUUUUCUCCAUGGCAAUUGCUUUGAUUGGAGACCGGCACACAGAGGCUGCCACGAGACAGAACAGACGCAAAGGUGGUCUACUCAGAUCUAGUAGCGGAGCGAACACCGAUCUAGCGAGCUGGGAAGCUAUGUUAAAUCAGGAAGGAGGGCCCUCGAGCACCUGCCCAGCGUGGAUGCAGGUCGGAGGCUGGGAGUGGACGGCAAAGGAAAGCGUCGUGUUACAUGCAUCCCUUCCUACAAGAUCGAAAUCUUCAAGCUCUUUCAUCCCUUCCGUCGCUCCUGCGGUACCUAUUCCAAAGAAAUCUCCGUAUCUCCUUCACUGCAUUUCCAUCGCUCGGGAUUUUAUCAAGUCGCCCAUUGGGCAAAUAGCAAACGGUGAACAUGGCUAUCUCCCCACUGCAUCAUCAAGGGAUCCGGACGUUCGCCGUACUGCUCUGGCUUCCAUCCUGGUCGGCCUUCAUCUUCUGCGUGAAGAAUUCAAAUUGGACACCUUGGCUUCGGAAGCUCUUCAUGACCUUACACCCAUCCUUGCACAGAUUGGCAGCUGGCUUGGUUGGGACAACUGGGGACUCAAACAAUCCUCUUAUUAUAUGCUGGAGGCCACUAAUCUGGAGGCCUGGCUUUUUGAUGAUUCUGUAAUUACUGGCAUGCGAAUCCCUCCUGAGCCAUUUCUACCACAUUCGAUACUGCAAUUCAUCGAGACGACGAACGUGAAAGCCGAGACAGCACCCUUCAUCUCACUUCUUGACGUGGCAAGCUCGCCAGAAGUUGAGGUCGCGGGCAAACGCUCCGCUGAAGCUUCAGCAAAACUCUUGUUGGAGCUCACUCCAAGAACAGUGGCUAUUAAAAAUCUCCUUACCUCACACACACUAGAGACAACUGAACGCCGAGUUGCAAACAUGUCGGCCUGGGGGUGGAACCCAUCAAUUUUAGAAACCCUUCCAGAAAGCGUGGCUGUCUCUUUUCGUGCAGCGAUCUCGACUUGUCAAGGCCAACCCUCAACGUCAUGGGGCAGUGACAUCCUUGAGGUUGUUGGUAGGGAAGAUGUAGCUAUGCUCGAGCACGAGGGACGCACAACGAGGCGACACGGAAAAUACGCCAAUCCUUCUUCUAAUGACGCGAUAAGAGACGUCCAUAGCAUUUGUCAAUCAACACUUGAAGUCGAAACUGUUGGGCCGUUUGAUGGCUCCGCCGAGCUUGAUAGACAAGCAGUCACUCGCUUACUGUUCAAAGAGGACCAGCGCUUUGCCGAAGCUGCAAGGCUUGUGCAUCCGCUCCUGCACCCUGUGGCUCGAUGCACGCCUGAGCCUGAGUGGUCUGAUACGGAUUUGCUAGAAGCCCAACAAGAGCUAGUGAAAGUGAUAGCAGUGCGAACGCUGUCUGUAUCACUAGGCCGGGGUCUACUUUUUUAUAGCGCUCGCUUACCUCUUCUCACCGAGAAAUUCCCUAUCCACGGCUUUACUUUAAGCUGCGUCAUGAAGCCCUCUGAUACGACAGUCACAGCGGAUCGGAACACCUAUACAGAAGAGAAGACCUCUUGGGCGUUCUUUCACGCCGGUGUUGAAGCUGGCUUGAGCAUCUCAAAGAACGCUAAUGGCAUCGACACGUCGUGGAUACUUUUUAACAAGCCUCGUGACCUCCAGACCAGGCACGCAGGAUUCCUACUUGCAUUGGGCCUUAACGGGCACCUCAAAUCCAUAGCCAAAUGGGUCGCUUUCAAGUAUCUGACACCAAAGCAUACGAUGACCUCCAUUGGGCUUCUCCUUGGGCUUUCAGCAUCCUAUCUUGGCACGAUGGAUACUCUUAUCACGCGCUUACUUUCAGUCCACGUGACUCGAAUGCUACCACCAGGGGCUGCUGAGCUCAAUUUGUCUCCGUUGACUCAGACCAGCGGAAUCAUGGGCAUAGGUCUUUUGUACUGCAAUUCUCAGCAUCGUCGUAUGAGUGAAAUCAUGAUUUCGGAAUUGGAAAAUGUCGACCAGGAAGAUAAUUCACAUCCUUUUGAUAACCUCCGAGACGAAGGCUAUAGACUGGCUGCAGGCUUUGCGUUGGGCUACAUCAACCUAGGUCGGGGCAAAGAUCUAAAAGGGUUGCAUGAUAUGCACAUUACGGAAAGGUUGUUGGUAAUUGCCAUUGGUUCGAGGAAAGUCAGCAUCGUACAUAUACUUGAUAAAGCAACAGCAGCUGCCACUGUCGCCAUCGCCCUCAUCUUUAUGAAGACCAACGAUGAAGCCCUUGCCCGGAAAGUUGACGUACCUGAUACUCUUCACCAAUUUGAUUAUGUGCGACCAGAUAUAUUCUUAUUGAGGACAGUCGCUCGGCACCUUAUCAUGUGGGACGAUAUACAACCUACGACCAGAUGGAUGAAGAAACAACUUCCGCUGGUAUACCAGCAAAAACACAAGCUGACUACCAUUCGCAUUCUUACCAGCGAAGAUAUGCCGUUCUUCAACAUUGUCGCCGGUCUUUGUCUCAGCAUCGGUCUUCGAUUCGCAGGUUCGGGGUCUCUAGAAGUCCGAAGUAUGCUUUGUCACUACAUCGACCAGCUUAUGCGUAUCUGCAAGCUACCGACGCUGAGUUACGAUGGCAAACUUGCUCGUAUCACUGUCCGUAACUGCCAAGAUGUCGCAGUGCUCGCAGCAUGUUGCGUGAUGGCCGGUACAGGCGACGUACAUAUCUUCCGUCGCCUCCGAUCUCUUCACGGCAGGACCGAUGCAGAUACACCAUUUGGCAGCCACCUCGCAGGACACUUCGCUAUUGGCAUCCUCUUCAUGGGUGGUGGAACCCAUACCUUUGGCACUACUAACAUAGCUACAGCAUCACUGCUUUGUGCUCUCUAUCCUCUUUUUCCAAACGCUGUGCUGGACAACAAAUCGCAUCUCCAAGCCUUCCGCCAUUUCUGGGUUUUGGCCACCGAGCGCCGCUGUUUAAUACUGCGGGAUGUUGACACGCACCGACCUGUGUCACUGCCCAUCAUUGUUACCCUUCGCACUGGCACGGAAGUUGCAAUGCAUGCACCAUGCCUUCUGCCAGAGAUCGAGACGAUUGCCAAAAUCCAAACAAAUGACAAGGAACACUGGACCGUUACUCUCGACCUUGCACAAAAUUCUAUCCACUACGACGCAUUCAAACGUCAUCAAAGCAUAUAUGUGCGCCAUUGCGCUGCAUACGAUGCCCACGCUUCAGUCUUCAGUGCCACAAUGCAGGCACUCAACGACGCACAGUCAACCCACCAGCUAGGUAUACAGGCUUUCAGAUGGAUCUUCGCUUUGCCUACUUUAGCAGAAUUUAACCGAGCGGAGCAAGCACUUGUGUUACCUGCUGACGCGGGCAGUGUGGUCCACAGAGGUACGAGAGGGACUGUUAUAGAUGACAGGCUGGUGCUGGAAAGGGCCUGUAUGGGAAGCGGGAUGAGGGAGAGGCUCUGGAAUCUGAGAAUACUGUUGGCGUGGGCGGACGGAUUGAGCAGGCGUGGGGAGGAAUGGAGAUGGAUUGGUAAGGAGGUUGUUGAGAGGUUAAGAGCAGGACUUGCAAUGAGAAGGAGGCAAGCGAAGGCGACGUAA